Molecule: messenger RNA, 5617 nt
Organism: Oryzias latipes (Japanese medaka)
Lineage: Eukaryota; Metazoa; Chordata; Actinopteri; Beloniformes; Adrianichthyidae
Gene: kcnh4b
Product: potassium voltage-gated channel, subfamily H (eag-related), member 4b
Biological process (GO): regulation of membrane potential; potassium ion transmembrane transport
Cellular component (GO): plasma membrane
Molecular function (GO): voltage-gated potassium channel activity
Source: RefSeq, a predicted model, not a curated record
UUGUUGUAUAUGUGGUUAUAUAUAAAUCUGCACUGUUCACUACUUUUCAUCAAACUUCUUCCUUUUUUGGCACAAUAUCGCCACCAGAGGUGAAAGUUGAAACUGCAGCCUCCAUAAAUAAACCUAAAAUGUGAUGGCCAGCAAAAAUCCACAAUUAACUGAAGAAAUAAAAAAAAAAAAUUAAAGUUUCCAAAAACAUAAAAUAAAAUACAAAAAAUUUAAGGAUGAAUGAACGGUGUCCUGCUUGUGCCGGUCCCAAGAAUGGUUAAUGUAGAAAAAAAAAGACGAUUGCAUUCACAUUUCAGAGAAAUGUCUUUUUGAGGGAUUAGGAACCAUUUUCUCAAACAAUCAAGUGAAAGGGUUGAAACAUACAUUUGAAAAGCAGCCAAUCCAGCUAAAAAACCUUAAAACCCUUUGGUUAAGUCAGGAAAAACAGUUUUAAAAAGGAAGAUUUAGCACUUCAUCAUACCUGCAAUAAGAAAGCUGAAUAUAAUGAAUAUAAAUUAACCCACCUUAGUAAACAUAAAUGUCUGAUUGACGUACAGACAAUCCACAGAGACACUGCAGGGUGUCAGAUGCUCCAAAAAAAUAAAAAAAUAAACUACCUUUCUCUGCCUGUCUUCUUCUCUACAGCCUCGGCACAGAACAGGUCCCCAGAGAGAAUGCCAGCGUCUCAUUGGCUGACACGUUACAGGACUGGAUGGGAGAGAGAUAGAGUAGCGAGGGGGCGAAAAAGCUCAAGAAGAUGCAACUACUGUGCCGUGGCAGUAGUAUCACACCUCACGGAGCGUCAGGAUGCUAGAGCUUGGUCUCAUUUGGGAUGGAAACAAAAGCUCCUGUGUGCUGCUGCUGCUGCUGCUGCUGGGAUCAGCUCUGUGACUGAAAGAUGCAGACGAGCAGCAGCCGUGCCGGCUGGUCUCAGGAUCUCACCCAAACUUGAUGUCUUCAGAACAGAGCAGCCGAUUUCAUUUUCUGGAUCUGCACAGAGAGAAUUUGCACAAAGGGGAAGGGGGGGGGUUCAUGUACUGUAAAUGUGCAACUCUCUGCUUUGUACCAGCCUGUCACCCAUAAAGUCUCCCACACCGGCUGAGACACCCUGGAAGCUUCCAGCCGUGCUUCUGAGAUGGUGUGAAAAGCAGCCAGCCUUUGGCUGCCCCACUUCUGGGUCAAGAUGCCCGUCAUGAAGGGCCUCCUGGCCCCACAAAACACCUUCCUGGACACCAUUGCCACACGCUUUGAUGGCACCCAUAGUAAUUUCCUGUUAGGUAAUGCCCAGGGCCACAGAGGAUACCCCAUCGUUUACUGCUCCGACGGCUUUUGUGACCUGACAGGCUUCACCAGAACAGAGGUGAUGCAGAAGAACUGCACCUGCCAUUUUCUGUACGGCGCUGACACCAGUGAGCACGUGGCCCAGCAGAUGGAAAAGGCUCUGGAAGGUCGGGAGGAAUAUAAGACGGAAGUUCACUUCUACAAGAAAGAUGGUGUGCCUUUCUGGUGUCUGCUGGAUAUUGUACCUAUAAAGAACGAGAAGGGGGAGAUGGUCCUCUUCCUCUUCUCCUUCAAGGACAUCACUGAAACAUAUGGAAAAGGACACCAAACAAAUAAAAGUGAAGCUGCAGAGGACAGGAGGCAAAGGAGGAGGAGCCACUCUCACUUCAGUAAGGCGAGGAAGCGAGGACGCACCAUGUUGUACCAACUAACUAGUCAUUUCUCCAGAGGGGGCAAAGGAGAUGUCAACCUUGGUGGAAACAUGGUCGACAAGCCAUCCAUACCGGAGUACAAAGUGGCGGCGGUGCAGAAGUCUCGCUUCAUUCUGCUCCACUACAGCGUCUCCAAGGCCCUGUGGGAUUGGCUGAUCCUGCUGGCUACCUUCUACGUUGCUGUCACCGUCCCCUACAAUGUCAGCUUCACGCCGCACGAUGACUCUGUCACGGCUGCACGCUCCACCAUCGUCAGUGACAUAGCAGUGGAGAUGCUUUUUAUCAUCGACAUCAUCCUGAACUUUCGUACCACCUAUGUGAGUCAGUCGGGCCAGGUGGUGUACAAAGGCCGUUCCAUUUGCAUCCACUAUGUCACGACUUGGUUCUUUGUGGACUUGGUUGCAGCUCUUCCCUUUGACCUGUUAUAUGCCUUCAACAUCACAGUAACCUCAUUGGUUCACUUGCUAAAGACCGUGCGUCUGCUGCGCCUCCUUCGUCUUCUGCAGAAGCUUGACCGUUACUCUCAGUACAGCGCCAUGGUGCUGACCUUACUGAUGUCUGUGUUUGCCCUGCUGGCGCACUGGAUGGCCUGCGUCUGGUACAUGAUUGGACGCAAGGAAAUCCACACCAAUGAGACCUGGGAAAUAGGAUGGCUCCACGAGCUGGGGAAGCGACUGGAGACUCCCUACAUUAACAGCACAGCAGGUGGUCCGACUGUGCGCAGCUCCUACAUUGCCGCCCUAUACUUCACCCUUAGCAGCCUGACCAGUGUGGGGUUCGGAAACGUCUGUGCCAACACCGAUGCAGAGAAGAUCUUCUCCAUCUGCACGAUGCUCAUAGGCGCUCUGAUGCACGCCGUGGUUUUCGGUAACGUCACCGCCAUCAUCCAGCGCAUGUACUCCCGCCGGUCUCUCUACCACACACGCAUGAAGGACCUGAAGGACUUCAUCCGAGUGCACCGCCUGCCUCAGCAGCUCAAGCAGCGCAUGCUGGAGUACUUCCAGACAACAUGGUCUGUCAACAAUGGUAUAGAUGCUAACGAGCUCCUGCACAACUUUCCUGAUGAGCUGCGGGCCGACAUCGCAAUGCAUCUGAACAAAGACAUCCUCCAGCUGCCCGUCUUUAAGGGGGCCAGUCGUGGCUGCCUGCGCUCGCUCUCGCUUCACAUAAAAACCUCUUUCUGUGUACCGGGGGAGUACCUGAUCCGGCAGGGUGACGCUCUGCAUGCCAAUUACUUUGUCUGCUCUGGCUCUCUAGAGGUGUUGAAAGAUGACAUGGUGUUGGCUAUAUUAGGAAAAGGAGACUUAAUUGGAUCGGAUUUGCCUGGGAGUGAGCAGGUGAUCAAGACCAAUGCGGACGUGAAAGCGCUCACCUACUGCGAUCUCCAGUAUAUCAGUGUGCGCGGUUUGAGAGAGGUGCUGGAACUGUACCCCGAGUAUGCCAGCCUGUUUGCCUCAGACAUCCAUAACAACCUCACCUACAACCUGCGUGAAGGCAGCCAGGGCGAGGGCUUUAACAGAUUUUCCAGGUCACCAAGACUUUACCAUCAGGAGCCCAGGCUGCCAUCUAUUGUGGAGACCAAAGGUGGCAACUUAGACGACUCCUUCCACCUUUCUCCAACCACGCGCUCUCGCCGAAACCUCCUGCUCCCAAACUUCACCAGCCCCGUCCGCCGCACCUCCCUGGGGAACCUGCUGGGGGACGAGCUGCGGCAGUUUAGUGCUCUAAGACGCUGCCGCUCGCCAAAUCUUAGCCGAGGUUUCCUGGGUCAGAGCCCUCAACCACCUUCAAAGAAAGAGCACAGCAACUCUGGGUCCGCCUCCAAUUUAUCCAAAGGACAGUCAGAACCUGAGCAGAAGCCUUCCAAGCUGCUCAUCCCCACUUUGACCUGCUCUGCACCCCCAGAACUUAGCCCAAGGGUUGUAGAUGGCAUCGAAGACAACGGGCACACGUUUCAGUUCACAGUGGAACACGGCGGGCCUGGUGCCAACGCAGGCAGCACCACCCACGAGUCCAGACAAGCCAACGCUGCUCUGCUGUUGGAGACUGAAGAAGUCAGGCAAAGCAUUAACCAGCUCAACCUAAAGAUGGGGAAAUUAAACCAGGAAGUAUCAGAGCUGACCAAAGGCCUGCACCAAAUGAUGAAUCUGCUACAGGGCCACCUGUCUGUACGUCAGUACGGGACACCAAUACCCUCCUGCUCAUGUUCUGUCAAAUUGGUUUCAAGUCAUGCAGUACUCAACAAAACUUGCAAACCAUCUAAUUCUUCUUCCUACUGCCUCCAAAACGACCCUAAUAUCCCUAAAACCCUGCUGGAUCAAAGUGAGUUGGGUGGAGAGCCUUGGAGCUGCAGUGGUACAGCGGACUCCCAAACUGAGAGUCAUCAACUGUUUUGUCAAUUAAACAACUAUCAACCACUUUCUAAAAACUCUGUGGGUCUAUGUCAUAGCUGUGAGAAGAUGACCUCACAUCAAUGGAUGAGUUCACCUCUACUUAGCAUCAGCCCAGAUUACCAAACAGGAAGUCCUGGCUUUGCCCCUCACACACCGAACAAGCUAUCAAGAGCUCCCAGUCCUGAUCCAAUGACCAGCCAGUCCCAUCCCAUUUUAUGCUCACAGCCUCCCAGUGAUGAUGAUGAUGAAAACUCUUGCCUUUUGCCCAACACAAGUACAUCCACACUAUUGGAGCCGCCAGUCGCUUCUCACUCUCAGCUUCUUCAAGCCGCAAAUGACACUCUGACUCAAGAUACUGCAAUUUUACAAAACGAGGACUUGCCCCGUACCCCACACCCUGUCCCCACCUCUGCACCUUUGCUCCAUUAUAAGGCUUCUGUGUCUUCACUGGAUAAAGAAUUACCACUGGAGGUCUCCUGUCUCCCACUCAGUGACACAUCCACUUUGGAACACAACAGUUUGGAGUGUUUACUGGGAAACAGAGACUCCAUGGAGAGCAGGGACAGCGGAAGUGAGUCCUCUCGAAGAUCAAGCAUCGGUGUCCAGACUCAGAGCUCUGAGCAGUCCUGCUGCUUGGACCUCACAGAGUGAGGGUGGACUGGAACAAAGCAGGACUCAGAGAUGCUUGUUUUGCUAAUACAGUGUUCAAAAAUUAGAUUUAGCUAAAGAUCAGAGAAGGGGCUCUGCGUCCUGCUCUUUUUACAUCUGUGUCCUUCUAUGCAAAAGCAUGCAUUUGAGCAUCAUCUGGGCUGCACUUGUGUUUACUUAACUAAAUCUCCACACCGACAGUUGCAGUAUGAGUUGUAUAUUUUCUAUAUAGAGUUUUGCUGUCAAUGACACCUGUUACCUCUUUGCACGGUAAAGUAUUUCUACUGUUUUGUUUUGUUUUUCCUAAGGAAAGGCUUUUCAGAUCAAUGUGGAAGCAUUCUACAUGGGCAACGUAUUGAUUGUGUUCACAGAUACUGCAUUUGUAUGGCAGAUAGGUCAGAGUUAUUUCACUGUUUUAUUAUUCCAAAGAACAAAAAUGACUAUUUCCUUUACUUCUUCGAAAUAUCCACAAAAAUCAUUUGGAAAAUUGUCUUUUUUCCUAUUUUGAACAUUUGGCUCUUUCAGUUUGGCAAUUUGUUUAACUAUUUUAAGAAUUUAAGCCCACACUUUAUCAACCAGUGUCAUAAAUAUAAUCAAUUCAAGCUAUAAGUCCAGUAAAAAUUCCUCUUUGAGGCUUGAAGUAUAAAUGAAUGUCUUCACUCUCUUGUUUCUUUAGAUUAGAAACUUCAUAUAUUUUUUAAACACCUGUGAUGAACAAGCUGCUGUUAAAUUAACAUCUAAACAUUUAAGGAAAUGUCCUUUUAGAUAUUUAAGGCCUGUAUGUUUUCAAAAUGUGAAUGAAAGACAUAUAUUAAUAUAUAUAAGAAUCUUUUUAAAUGAGUUUUAUUUUGGCUGAUAAAGUAAAUAUGAAGGAAA